This is a messenger RNA of Sinocyclocheilus anshuiensis, 743 nucleotides long. Its product is annotated as zinc finger and BTB domain-containing protein 14-like. NCBI's taxonomy places the organism in Eukaryota, Metazoa, Chordata, Actinopteri, Cypriniformes, Cyprinidae. The annotation marks the transcript as partial. The transcript has a single exon. The record is from RefSeq and is a predicted model, not a curated record. Gene Ontology annotation, cellular component: PcG protein complex; transcription regulator complex; chromatin. Gene Ontology annotation, molecular function: RNA polymerase II cis-regulatory region sequence-specific DNA binding; DNA-binding transcription factor activity, RNA polymerase II-specific. Gene Ontology annotation, biological process: regulation of transcription by RNA polymerase II.
UCGGACGACAUCGUAGAGGAGCCUCAAGGCAAUCACGAUUUGGAUAAAUCGCCAAAUAAUGCGUUACGAGUGCAGGAGGCCAUCCUGAAGGAGCUGGCGCAGGAGGAGGUGCACAAAGUGAGCUGCUACGAUCAAGAUGUGGAAGCAAUGGACGGCGAACCCAAAGAGCUGGCGGCUCACACCCAAACGCUCUCGUUCACCGAAAGCAUGGGCGAUGUUAAAGACGAGCAGCCGCCGGGGUGGACGACGGCCGCCGCCGACAUGAAGUUUGAGUAUCUGCUCUACGGCCACCGCGAUCAGCUGGCAUGCCAAGUGUGCGGAAAGAGCUUCAUCGACGAGAACCGCUUGAGGAAACACGAGAAGCUGCACUCGGCCGACCGGCCGUUCGUCUGUGAGAUCUGCACCAAAGCCUUCACCACUCAAGCGCAUUUAAAGGAGCACCUGAAGAUCCACACGGGCUUCAAGCCGUAUCGCUGCGAAGCCUGCGGGAAGUCGUUCAUCCGCGCGCCGGAUUUGAAGAAACACGAGCGUGUGCACAGCAACGAGCGGCCGUUCAGCUGCCAGAUGUGCGAGAAGGCCUUCAAACACAAGUCGCACCUGAAGGACCACGAGCGCCGCCACCGAGGAGAGAAGCCCUUCGUGUGCGGCUCCUGCACCAAGGCCUUCGCCAAAGCGUCCGAUCUGAAGAGACACGAGAACAACAUGCACAGCGAGCGCAAGCAGCUGCAGAGCGAGACCGAGCA